UUGAAGUUGUGGAUUUGAGACUGAAGAGAGAGAGAGAGAGAGAGAGAGAUAAUGGAAGGAAGAAGAAUAUCAGCAAGAUAUAGCAGCAGAAGAAUAGUUGCAAGCAAAGGUGGAAGAAGAAGAAGAGCUUCCAGCAAUGGCAGUGUUAACCAUAACAGCAUCGUCAAGAAGCUCCAAUCCCGCGAGAUUUGUCCCAAGCCCCACCGUGCAUUCGCAACAACCACUGCACACCAGAGAUUCAGCACCAUGCGCUUGGUUCAAGAGUAUGACACUCAUGAUCGUAAACCUUCUUCUACCAAUUCUUCUUCUUCUUCUUCUCCUUCUUCCAUUUUGCCCUUCUUCAUGAAAAGAAGCAAGCUUGUUGAGAUCGUUGCUGCUAAGAACUUGGUCUUUGCGCUUUGCCAUUCUGGUCUUUGUGCUGCUUUUAGUAGAGAUACAAAUGAAAGGGUUUGCUUUUUGAAUGUGUCCCCUGAUGAAGUAAUUCGAAGUCUCUUCUAUAAUAAGAACAAUGACUCACUUAUUACAGUGUCCGUUUAUGCUUCCGAAAACUUCAGCUCCUUAAAAUGCAGAUCCACUGGGAUUGAAUACAUACGAAGGGGUAGGCCAGAUGAUGGGUUUCCUCUCUUUGAGUCCGAGUCCUUGAAAUGGCCCGGUUUUGUAGAGUUUGACGAUGUUAACGGAAAGGUCCUAACUUACUCUGCACAGGAUAGUGUAUACAAGGUCUUUGAUCUUAAAAACUAUACAUUGUUAUACUCCAUCUCAGAUAGGCAUGUUCAAGAAAUCAAGAUCAGCCCUGGUAUCAUGUUAUUAAUUUUCAAUAGAUCCAGCGGCCAUAUUCCCCUUCAGAUUCUGUCCAUCGAAGAUGGCACAGUCCUCAAAUCAUUCAAUCAUCUACUUCAUCGGAAUAAAAAGGUGGAUUUCAUAGAGCAAUUCAAUGAAAAGCUUCUGGUCAAGCAAGAAAAUGAGAACCUUCAGAUUCUUGAUGUUCGAAAUGCUGAACUGACAGAGAUAAGCAGAACUGAGUUCAUGACUCCAUCAGCAUUUAUCUUCCUAUAUGAGAAUCAAUUGUUCCUUACUUUCAGAAACCGAACAGUUUCUGUGUGGAACUUUCGCGGAGAACUUGUUACGUCAUUUGAGGAUCACCUGUUAUGGCAUCCUGAUUGCAAUACAAAUAACAUAUACAUAACAAGUGAUCAAGAUCUGAUCAUAUCUUAUUGCAGGGCUGAUUCCGAUGUUCAAUGGUUGGAAGGAAAUGCUGCUGGCUCCAUUAAUGUCAGCAAUAUCUUGACCGGGAAAUGUCUCGCUAAAAUUAAUGCGUCGAACAGCAGCACCAAAUCAGAUGAGUGUAGUGGAACCAGUUGCAGUUGUCGGCGCAAUCAUUCAUCUCAAAUAAGGAGCACUGUGGCGGAGGCUUUGGAGGACAUAACUGCCCUCUUUUACGAUGAAGAUCGAAAUGAGAUAUAUACCGAUCAAGGAACCCCAUGUUCCGCAUUUUGUGCUUUUGAGCUGUGAUUUGAUAGCUGGGGAAGAACACACACAGAAAGACAAAAUUUAUGUAGGAAAAUUGUACCUAUCUCCAACUUCAAGCACAUUUUUGUGUCUCUUUAUCUCUGUACCUCUGUCCAGUCCUAGCUACCGAGCUCAACGUUUAUGAUGGGAUUGUUACAGGCAAUGUACCAUUUGUUCAUGUGUUGUUAAGUAGCAAUAGGUGAUAUGCAUAGGACCAGUUGGAGUGAAUUAGUUACUUGAGUAACAAAAAAAAAAUGAUACAUAUUAUAUAUUUUUUACUUUGAUUUUAGGUUCAAAGGGUUUUGGGUGUAUAGUGCAAUGAAUAUUUUAGGUCUAUGAGACAGAUGAGACAUUGUACUUGUAUUCUAAUGAUUUCUUGGAAUUCAAAGGUGGUAACUGUGUGUGUUGAAAAGGCACAUUACAUGUGUUUUUGCCUCAUGAGUUGAAGACAUGAACAUGUGAACAAUAGUUGUAGUGCUAUUCUAAGUUUUGCAUGCAUCUACACCUUUUUCAUUUUCAUGCUAACUCAGGAAA
Molecule: messenger RNA, 2043 nt
Organism: Arachis stenosperma
Lineage: Eukaryota; Viridiplantae; Streptophyta; Magnoliopsida; Fabales; Fabaceae
Exons: 8
Coding region: 52-1512 (486 amino acids)
Molecular function (GO): protein binding
Source: RefSeq, a predicted model, not a curated record